This is a messenger RNA of Suncus etruscus (white-toothed pygmy shrew), 1152 nucleotides long. It is a transcript of the gene DUSP9, whose product is annotated as dual specificity phosphatase 9. Gene Ontology annotation, molecular function: MAP kinase tyrosine/serine/threonine phosphatase activity; protein tyrosine/threonine phosphatase activity. Gene Ontology annotation, cellular component: cytosol; cytoplasm. The transcript is spliced from 3 exons. Gene Ontology annotation, biological process: protein dephosphorylation; negative regulation of MAPK cascade. The record is from RefSeq and is a predicted model, not a curated record. Lineage: Eukaryota; Metazoa; Chordata; Mammalia; Eulipotyphla; Soricidae. Bases 1 to 1152 code for a protein of 383 amino acids.
AUGGAGGGCCUGGGACGCUCAUGCCUGUGGCUGCGCGGAGAGCUAUCGGCCCCGCGGCCACGGCCUCUGCUCCUGGACUGCCGCAGCCAUGAGCUCUACGAAGCAGCGCGCAUCAGCGGGGCUCUGAGCGUGGCGCUACCCGCGCUGCUGCUGCGCCGUCUGAGGCGUGGGAGCCUGUCUGUGCGGGCGCUGCUGCCGGGGCCACCGCUGCAGCCGCUGCCUCCCGGGCCCGUGCUGCUCUAUGACCAGGCAGGGGGCCGGCGCAAACGCGCGGACGAUGCUGCUGCCGCAGACGACGACGACGCAGACCUGGAAGAAUGGGAGAGUGACUCGGUGCUGGGCACGUUGCUGCAGAAGCUGCGCGAAGAGGGCUACCUGGCCUACUACCUGCAAGGUGGCUUCAGCAGGUUCCAGGCCGAGUGUCCGCACCUGUGUGAGACCAAGCUCGUGGGCUACAGAGGCCCAGGUGUGCUAGGGCCCAGCCCCGUGGUGGGCCUGGGCGGCCUCCGCCUGCCAUCCGACUGCGCCGAUGCUGAUUCUGAGGCUGAGCGUGACUCCAUAAGCGGUGGCCUGAAUUCCGAGGGCACCACACCACCACCUGCAGGGCUGCUGUCAUCCUAUCCAGUGCAGAUCCUACCCAACCUCUACCUGGGCAGUGCACGCGAUUCGGCCAACGUGGACAACUUGGCCAAGCUGGGCAUCCGCUACAUCCUCAAUGUCACGCCCAACCUCCCGAACGUGUUUGAGCAGAACGGUGAUUUCCGGUACAAGCAGAUCCCCAUCUCUGACCACUGGAGCCAGAACCUGUCCCAGUUCUUUCCUGAGGCUAUCGAGUUCAUCGAUGAGGCAUUGGCACAGAACUGUGGGGUGCUGGUGCACUGUCUGGCAGGUGUGAGCCGCUCUGUCACUGUCACCGUGGCCUACCUCAUGCAGAAGCUUCAGCUGUCCCUCAACGAUGCCUAUGACCUGGUGAAGCACAAGAAGUCCGACAUCUCCCCAAACUUCAACUUCAUGGGGCAGCUCCUCGACUUUGAGCGCACCCUGCGCUCCCGGGCCCGAGGCCUUGGCCAGCAGGAGUCAGCCGAAGAGGACACCCCGUCCUUCUUCACCACCCCCACUAGUGAUGGGGUAUUUGAACUUGACCCCACCUAG